Gongylonema pulchrum is the source of this 375-nucleotide messenger RNA. The record is from the annotation of a GenBank genome assembly. NCBI's taxonomy places the organism in Eukaryota, Metazoa, Nematoda, Chromadorea, Rhabditida, Gongylonematidae.
AUGUUCGAAGCGAAACUUGCUAGUGCUGCAACACUGAAGAAGAUUGUUGAUGCGAUCAAAGAUCUCGUCACCGAUGCACCGUUCGAUUGCAGCGAAGGGGCCCUAUGCUUGCAGGCAAUGGAUUCGUCACACGUGGCACUUGUGUCGCUGAAAAUGGACGUUGGAAUGUUCGAAACAUAUCGAUGCGAUCGAACACUAAAUUUGGGUCUUAGUUUGGCCGGUAUGGCGAGAGCACUGAAAUGCGCAAACAACGAGGAUACAUGCUUGUUGCGAUUCGAAGAAAACGAUGAUUCUGUGAUUUUCUUAUUCGAAGACUCGAAACGAGAUAAAAGUCAGGAAGUUGUCGUAAAAAUGAUGGAUAUUGACAGUGAGCAU